AUGCGGUAUUCCACAAAGACAAGAGUACUGCAGUCCAACAGUUGGGGAAAUGAAGGGGUUAUUAAGAGUUUGCAGGUUUCCUUCCUGCGCGUGGGGAGCAGCCGCGGGUCCCGGAGCUCGCGCAGGCGCGCGAGGAGCAGCCCCCCCCCCCCGGGUCCCGGCGCUCGCGCAGGCGCGUGGGCAGCAGCCCCGGAGCUGGCGGCCGUCUGUGCCCGGAGCCGGACGGGGAGCCGCUGCCCGCUUGUCCGCGGCGCGCAGGGGCGUGGGGGGCGGCGGCCCCGCGGGCAGGCCCCUGGGAGGCGGUCCUGGUGCUCCCCCCGGCCGGCCGGGGUGCAGGUCCGCAGGCUCCGCGGCCCCUCGGCUGCUCCGUGCUUAGGGAGGGCCGGGCCGUCGGCGCCCCCGCGGCCUGCGCGGGAACGGAGGCGGCGCCGUGGUCCGGGGAGGGGCCCCGCGCGUCCUCAGGCGCCCGCACCGCGUCUGCGCGCGAACCUCGUGGCCGCCCCAGGGACGCUGGCUCAGGCCUGUGGUCCCGAGGUUCCAAGGAGAGUCGGGGGAGCCGCGGCCGACGCGUCCUCUUACUGUUCUUUCCUCAUUCUUGGAAGGAUCUGCCUAAGCCUGGAGAGAGAUGAUCCUCCCAGCGCUGACAGUCCCCGGAUGCCACCUCCCUGCUGGCGACUGUCAAGCGCCUGUGGCCUUCCUGGCAAUUCCACAGAUGGCAGAUUGGAACCACUCUGGAUCCUGCUAACACCUUGGCAUCUCUUCCUGCACAGAUUUUAAAUGGUCAAACUGUUUUUUUGUUGUUUUGGUUCCUUCCAGAUUUCGCUCUCAUCUCAAGCAAAAGCAAGGUAAAUUUUGUGAAAAUGUUAGGACAAUCUCUAGCAUACAGACAGAGUUACUUGGACUGGGAGAGCUGGAGCUUCCUUAAAGAAGCUUCUUGUUCCUUGUCAGAGGGCCUGAGCUUUCUCUUGUCCCUUUGGGGAACAUUGGACAGUACGAUUGUGCUAAUGUGAAUGAAAGUACCUGAACUGCAUCUCAUUCAGUCUUCACAGAGAGACUAUAAGGUGUCACCUCUAUUUUGUGAAAUACAAAAUUAAGAACUUAAGUCACGUUGAAGGUAAAUGAUUUUGUCUAGAGGGACAGAACUGAGUAUGAGCCUGGAACUCUAGGACUUCAAGCACUUGUGCUCUUGUCACCUACGUCGUGCUGUUACCUGGUGGCUGUUAAACCACAGGGCUAAUUUCUGUCUCCUCUGCCCCACUAGACUAGCAACCUAGAUGUCAAAAGAAGAGGAGUCUCAGGAUUAGUCUGGAUUGUUAGGUUGAAUCAGUGCCUUUUGCAAAGUUUUCCUCUGUGAACUAGAAUUUAAAUUUGUACAGUUACGCUUAUAUAUCUCUGAAAGUUUUUUUCCUUCUCCAACCAAUCUAAGACCAAAAGGAAUCACAGUUACUAAUAAACAUCAAGAGAGAACUGGUGUCUUUUUUAUAUUAAAAAAAAGGUAAGAAAAUCAAUCAACAUGAAGUCUCAAAAUAUUUUCUGUUUCUUUUAAAGAAAAUACAAUAUUUACCUGCACAUGCAAUUUUUGCAUGCUUCACAAAAAAGCUUGUUGUGCCUGGGUGGCUCAUUAGUUGAGUGUCUGCCUUCGGCUCAGGUCAUGAUCCUGGGAUCUUGGGAUCAAGCCCCACGUUGGGCUCCCUGGUCAGCAAGGAGUCUGCUUCUUUCUCUCCCCUCUGCUCCUGCUGUCCCUCGCAAAUAUAUAAAUGAAAUCUAAACAAAAAACAAAAACAAAAAAAAAACCAACUAAUUUCAGGCAGAAAGGAAAAAAAAUCACUCAAAAUGAAGCCAAUUUUUUUUUUUUUUAAGAUUUUAUUUUUUCAUUCAUGAGAGACAGAGAAAGGCAGAGACAUAGGCAGAGGGAGAAGCAGGCUCCACGCAGGGAGCCCAGUGUGGGACUCGACCCCGGGACCCCAGGAUUAUGUCCUGAGCUGGAAGGCAGACACCCAACUGCUGAGCCACCCAGGCGUCCCAAAAUGAAGUGAAUUUCAAUUUAUUUUACACAAACACAUUUAAGUAAAUAUUAAAGAAGUAAGGCCACCAUACACAUAAAACACUGUCUACUUAAAUGUAUGUUUUGAUCUUUUUUUUCUCUCAUAUAUUCAGAAGGUGUUUCUGUAGUCUUGACUUAUUUGGCCCUGGCGUCCUCUCCCACCUACCCACCUACCAUGCUGUGUUCCCUGUGUGCCUUGAUUCUGAGUCUGUCCAAGUUGUGACAGCUAGUUCUGUUAAUAUGGACGGCAGCAGUAUCAGUGAGCCUUCCAUUCCCCAUUCUUCCAUGUGUGCACCAAGGAAAUGGAAAUGAGCCCAAACUCUGUAAGUCAGUGGGGAAACACACAUCUCCAGAACAUUAUUUGUUCAGGUGUUUUCCAGGCAAUGAGAAUAACACCAGGUCUCAAGCUCCAGUGGCUCUUUCCACUGCCUAUACCAGCAUAAAAGCCAAACACUUCAGCCUGAUAUUUAAGGCUACCUUCCUCCUCAUUCUCAUUUCCUUCCACUCCAUCAAUGAACCUCUCAGGCAAGGCUCCAAAUCACCACUGAAAAUGCUCACUUAGAGGCAGGUAAGUAAUUUUCAAAGGUUCCUGGGUCUACUCUUAAUUAUCUGUGCAACUUGCACGAAUUGUCUUGCUGCUACAGUGGGCCUGCAGCCUUCAUAUCCCGGCCUCAUGCUCUGAUGUUUGCCCAUACUGGGUCUUUGCCUUGUAUCCUUACACACCAGAGCCCUUCCUUGGUGGGCCUGAUCUUUCCCCAGUCUCUGGAAACCUCCCAAAUCAUAGGUGGUCAGGCUGCAAACGUAGUUGUCCCAAACCAGUGUCUGCCUCCCUCCUUGGUUUAUCAUGCUGAUGUGUUUCCCCCCCAUCAGGCUACACUCUUCCCUCCCCGAACCCCAUCUGUGUCUGUAAACUCCCUCUGGCACAAGACUCCUUCCACUUGGCUGUCUCCAGAAGCCCUGUCUCUACAUCUCUUGGCGGCUGCCAGUAUCCUUGUCACUGGGUUCCCUGUAUACCUUGCCCAGAGUGUACAAGGUUAUUAAACUCAGCAAUCCCAAAGAUUAAAUGUGGAAUAGGAAUGAACUGGGGUGAUAAUCUGGUCCUUGUUAGAGCUUUGUAAAAUGCUAGACAGACAUGAGGUCCUGAUAUUCCUGAUCCUGAAACCUCCUUUCCCCAUUGCCGGAUGCUUUUGAGUCUACAUUCUGUCCCAGAAGUCUCAUCUCCUCUCAGGGACCAGCCCAAGGCCCUGCUACUACCCACUCACACAGUGCACUGAGGGCCCCUGCGAAUUCCUAGAGCCCUCGCUGUUGGCAUUGGUCUUGGUGACAUUUCAUCAGAUCCUCCUUGGUGAGCCAGACUCAGAGGAGACCUGGUUCUUAUAAAAGAAGGGGCUGGACAGUGCUCUGGGCCUUUCAGGUCCAAAGUUUUAUGUGUAUUGACUUUUUCCUUCUCAUUUAAACUUUAUGUUUUACUUUUUUUUUUUUUUUUUAAAGGGAGGGAGAAGGAGAGAGACAAUCUUAAGCAGGCACCAUGCCCAGUGUGGAACCCGACACAGGGCUCUAUCUCAACAACCCUGAGAUCAUGACCUGAGCCAAAAGAGUCAGACAUUUAACUGACUAAGCCACCUAGGUGCCCCCAGACUUUAUGCUUUUGAUUCCCAUCACAACUUAGAGCAUAGUGCCAGGCUCUCAGAGAUCCUAUAAAUGUAUUUCUGAAUUGGUGACCGAAUAACAGGUUUGUCUUACUAAUAGGGUAAAGCGAUUUUCCACUUUGUUGUUUAAAUUUAUUUUUGUUUUUAUUUUAUUUUAUUGUUUUUAGCAUAAGUGUAGUCUUUAAUUUCAGCUAUUGUACCCAUCUUGCCACCCACCUCCCCUCUGAUAACCAUAGGUUUGUACUCUAUAGUUAAGAGUCAGUUCCUUGGGAUCCCUGGGUGGCGCAGCGGUUUGGCGCCUGCCUUUGGCCCAGGGCCGAUUCUGGAGACCCCAGAUUGAAUCCCACGUUGGGCUCCCGGUGCAUGGAGCCUGCUUCUCCCUCUACCUAUG
Molecule: messenger RNA, 4084 nt
Organism: Nyctereutes procyonoides (raccoon dog)
Lineage: Eukaryota; Metazoa; Chordata; Mammalia; Carnivora; Canidae
Product: actin nucleation-promoting factor WAS
Exons: 4
Coding region: 1-777 (258 amino acids)
Source: RefSeq, a predicted model, not a curated record